GGCCUCGCGGUCCGGCAUUUACAAAUCUUUGUUGUUAUAGUCUUGCAUAGAUCGAACCUGCGAACCAAGUCAAACGAGCAACAUAUUUUAUUUUAUUGUAUACUUUACUUGUUCAAGGACACUUGGCAUAUAUACAUACACAUAUAUAUUCAGCAUGUAUUCGGUCGGGAUUAUUCCUUGUUGGUUUUUUUUCUGCGAGAACAUCACCCGAUACGCGAUCAAGUGAUGCUGAUGAUACGAAACGCACAGAUAUCUUAAAUUAUCCAUCAGCAUCCAAGAUCUUAAAUUCCGGCAGAGUGCGUGUACGGAAUAGAACUGUGCGUCGAUUGCGCGAAGAUUAUUCAUAAUACAUGUGAUAAAUGUACGUGUCUUCGGGGAAGACACGGCUGCUGAGGCUCACGGCUUCUCUGUUGAACGUAACAUGUAACCUGCGGGCAACUAAAUUCCUUCAAUCGCGAAAGAUCUUUUAUAUGGUUGAACCUAUUUGGCAACGAUUCUCCUUGGAAAGACGACAUCCAUUUCCGGAAGCCUUAGUUUCCAAUUAUCUUGACCUCGCUAUUUCUAUGGAUAAUCCUGCAUCCCCUCAUCAAACGUGUACAAAAGCCAAGAUGGAAUCUUAUCUUGGUACGUGCUAUGCUCAAAAUAAUAUCACCACGAUGUGUGAUGUACCCUGUCACGCAGCUUCGAGUAAUUUAAUUUAUUGCCAACCUGGAGGAUUCACAGAUGUCACACGCAGUGUUAAUGCUGAUAUAUGUGCAGUGGAUACAAAACAUGAAAAUUGUAUUGAUAAAGAAAGAUAUAGGACCAUGAGAAAAUGGAUACGAGUCGGGAAAGACAGAUUGACUAGCAAUUUGGAUGAUUUUUUUAUCUUGAGACUUUUAUCCUUUAAUAUCCUUGCACAAAACUUGUUGGAGGAUCACUCCUACUUGUAUCAGCACCAUAACAAAAAAGCUUUAAAUUGGAAGACUCGAAAGCCUCUGGUGAUACAGGAGAUACGUGAAGCGGAUGCUAAUGUAAUAUGCCUUCAGGAGGUUCAGGAGGAUCAUUUGCUGGAUUUUGUAGCUCCAUUCAAACAACUUGGAUAUGAAUAUGUGUAUAAAAAGAGAACUAACGAUAAGAAGGAUGGGUUGCUCUUGUUAUAUCGCUCCAGUCAAUUUGUUUUAUUAGAUUACGUGAAGGUGGAGUUAUAUCAAUCUGGCGUCGAGCUUUUAAAUAGAGACAAUGUGGGAAUAAUCGCUAAAUUGUCCCUUAGAGACAGCCCAGAAACGCAAAUCGUGAUCGCGACUACUCAUUUAUUAUACAAUCCGAGACGUAAUGACGUGCGAUUAGCGCAAAUGCAGCUUCUGUUAGCAGAAAUAGAACGAAUGGCAUUUAUUGAGAACGCGAUAACGGGCCCGAAAUAUUUGCCGAUCAUAUUGACAGGCGACUUCAACUUGGAACCAUUCACAGGCGUUUACAAGUUUCUAACAGAAGGAUCAUUCGAGUAUUAUGGCAAAGGACGAAACUUGGAACCUUCUCAAUAUAGUUCUCUAUCUAACUCUCUGAUACCGUCACGAUUAUGCAUUACUGAUAAUUGCCAGCAUUUUAAUAUCUUGACUCAAAGAUUGCGAAAAGAAGGCACUGGUAGAGUCAUGCUGGAAAACAGUGAAUUAGCUGUUGAGAAACAAAACGAGAAUCUGUCGACGCCUUGUAACGUAAAUGUGUUACAACAAAACAACGUCAACCUCACUACCGGUCGUGCUCAGACCAUCGAGAUCGUACAAGGCUAUUCCGUGAGAUUUUCAUCUGGCACUUUGACGCAUCCCUUCAACAUGCACAGCGUUUACAGGCAUACGAGUGCUCAUGGUGAAAAGGAAGCGACAACGCAUCAAGAUGAAUGGAUCACGGUCGACUACAUAUUUUACAGCAAUAUCCAACCUAUAGAGAAGUACGCCCUACCUACAGUGAGCCAAUGCACCGCUUUACCAAAUAUACCAAAUUUCGUAGUAGGUAGCGAUCAUUUGUGCAUAGGCGCUACUUUUCAGUUACCAAGAAAGAAAUCUGUGCUUUAAAAGAUACUUUUUAUAUAUCAUUUUUUUCUUAUUCUAAAACAAAAAAUUCAAAUCUU
Molecule: messenger RNA, 2107 nt
Organism: Nylanderia fulva
Lineage: Eukaryota; Metazoa; Arthropoda; Insecta; Hymenoptera; Formicidae
Gene: angel
Product: protein angel
Molecular function (GO): 3'-5'-RNA exonuclease activity
Source: RefSeq, a predicted model, not a curated record